CCUGGCUCCACGUAGUUGGGCAGGGAGGGAGGAGCCGUCCCAGAGCCCGUUCCUCCGCGCGGGCGGAGUGCGUGAGCCAGGUUUUCCAGAUUCUGCCUUUUCCUAGACAGAGGAGUAGAGAAUGACUUCUGGGCUUCUGAUGGCCAGGUCAAUGGAACUGGUGACGUUCCAGGAUGUGGCCGUGGACUUCACCCAGGAGGAGUGGGGACGCUUGGAGCCGGGCCAGAAAGACCUGUACAGGGAGGUGAUGCUGGAGAACUAUCAGAACUUUGUCUCCCUUGGAGGACUGCCAGCCCCCAAACCUCAUGUGAUCUCCCAGUUGGAGAGAGGAGAAGCACCAUGGAUAGCAGAGAGAGAAGCCCUGGGAGGCGUUUGUCAAGAUUCCUUUAUUCAGAAUACAAGAUAUGAGAUCAAGGAGCCAUCUAUAAAUUAUGGCAUUUUUAUGGGAGCAUCAGCCAAGGAGAGACUCUCAAAGAAUCCCAUCUGGAAUUCUAAGUUAGGUGAAGCGUGGGAUUUUAAUGUCUGGUUGGAAGACCAUAGGGGGAAGGAGGAGAGAUGGUGCCAGCAAGUUACAGUGGGUCACAGAACAACUUCUCAAGACUUGGAUGUUCAUGAACAGAAUGCUUUUGGGAGAAGGUUCAGGUUAGGGUCUGUUCUCGUUCCCAGACAAAGAACUACUACAGGAAUACAGCACAGUCAACACGACACACUUGGAAAGAGCUUCAAACAGUUGUCAGACAUAAUUGACCAUAAUAGGAAUUCCUUAGGGAAGAAAAUCUGUAACUAUAAAUGCAAGAAGCCUGUCAUUUACCACUCAGACCUUUUUCAGUACCACAGAUUACACAGUGGAGAGAAACACCAUACCUGUAGUCAGUGUGGGAAAACCUUCAGCAGUAGCUCAUGCCUUAUUGCACAUCAGAGAAUCCAUACUGGAGAGAAGCCUUUUAAAUGUAACGAAUGUACAAAAGCCUAUCGGCGGAAGGCACAUCUUAUUCAACAUCAGAGAAUUCAUACUGGAGAGAAACCCUACGUGUGUAAUGACUGUGGAAAAGCCUUUAGCAUUGAUUCAUCCCUGGUUAAACACCAAAGAAUUCAUACUGGAGAAAAGCCCUACAAGUGUAGUCAGUGUGGGAAAGGCUUUAGCCAAAAAGGACACCUUAAUCAACACCAAAGAAUUCAUACUGGAGAGAAACCUUUUACAUGUAAUGAAUGUGGGAAAGCUUUUAGCCAGUAUAAACACCUUAAUGAACACCAGAGAAUUCACACUGGGGAGAAACCCUAUGAAUGUAACGUAUGUGGCAAAGUGUUCAGACAAUUUGGAAACCUUAGUAAACAUCAGAGAAUUCAUACUGGAGAAAAACCAUAUAAAUGUAAACAGUGUGGGAAAGCUUUCAUUGACAAUUGUGUCCUUAUUCAGCAUGAAAGAAUUCAUACAGGAGAGAAACCAUAUAUAUGUAAUGAAUGUGGGAAGGCCUUCAGUCGAGGGAUAUGCCUCAAGAAACACAAGAGAAUUCACACUGGAGAGAUACCAUACAAAUGUAAUGACUGUGGGAAAGAGUUCACUGAUAAAACAUCCUUUAUUUGUCACCAGAAAAUUCAUACUGGAGAGAAGCUUCAUGAGUGUAUUGACUGUGGGAAAACUUUUUGCCAGAAGGCAAACCUAAAAAAACACAAAAUGAUUCAUACUGGAGAGAAGCCCUUUGAAUGUAAUGAAUGUGGGAAAGCUUUCCGAGUGGUGGGACAGCUUAAUAUACAUAAAAGAAUUCAUACUGGAGAGAAACCUUUUAAAUGUAGUGAAUGUGGAAAAGCUUUCAGAGACAGGGGAGGACUUAGUGUACAUAAGGAAAAACAUGGAGAGAAACGUUACACAUGUAAUGACUGUGGGAAAACCUUCAGAAAUCGGGGAUACUUUCGUAUACAUCGGAAAACUCAUAAUCAGGAGAAACGUUAUAAGUGUAAUGAAUGUGGGAAAGACUUCAGCCUGAGGGAAUCCUUUGUUGUUCAUCAGAGAAUCCACACUGGAGAGAAGCCUUAUAAAUGUAAUGUAUGUGGAAAAGCCUUCAUUUACAAUACAUCCUAUAGUAAACAUCUGAGAAUCCAUACUGGAGAGAAGCCUUACACAUGUAAUGAAUGUGGAAAAGCUUUUACUCAGAAGCAUUACCUUACCGAACAUGAGAGAAUCCAUACUGGAGAGAGACCCUUUGAAUGUAAUGAGUGUGGGAAGUCCUUCAGGCAGAAGCAAACUUACAAGGCUCAUAAAAAAAUUCAUACUAGAGAUAAAUCACUUAAGUAUAAUCAAUGAGUGUUGGAAGGGCGUCUGUUAGAACACAUUUUAGAAUAUCAGUGAUUGCAUACUGUUGGACAAUUAACGUAAAUGCGGUCAUUGUGAAAAAGCUAUAAUUUCGACCCAUAGGGAAACCUACCACAUCAGAAUUCAUCUACGAUGAAGACUGUUGACUCUGGAACCAUGGAACGACUCUUGCAUGUGUGUUUAACUUCUUAUUACAGGGUUUGUGUGGAAAAUUUACUGUGGGGUUUUAGUAUGGGAAAUAUUUCAUAGGAUCACAAGGUCAUAGGCUUAAAGCUAGAAAGAACCUUAAAAGGACAUCGAGUCCAACUGCCUCAUUUUCUAGACUAGGACACAAAGGAAAAGUCGUUAAGUGACUUUCCCAGAAUCAUGUAGCCAGUAAGUAUAUGAGGCACUAUUUAAACCCUGACACAGUCUGGUGCCCCACCCACUAGUCUAUGCUUCCUUUAGUCUUGUUACUUGUUAAAUACUGAAAGUUAAAGUGUCAUUUUUUUCCCACAAGUUACACUAUUGUUUGGGGAUUUGAAAGGGAAAAUUAAUAAUCGUAGUAAUAAUAAAAAAAUGAAAACCUUUAA
Messenger RNA from Vombatus ursinus (common wombat), 2883 nucleotides. RefSeq names its product zinc finger protein 260-like. Gene Ontology annotation, molecular function: DNA-binding transcription factor activity, RNA polymerase II-specific; RNA polymerase II cis-regulatory region sequence-specific DNA binding. Gene Ontology annotation, biological process: regulation of transcription by RNA polymerase II. The record is from RefSeq and is a predicted model, not a curated record. The coding region runs from base 122 to 2302 and encodes 726 amino acids. The transcript has 5 exons. Lineage: Eukaryota; Metazoa; Chordata; Mammalia; Diprotodontia; Vombatidae.